This is a messenger RNA of Drosophila pseudoobscura, 1822 nucleotides long. Its product is annotated as G protein pathway suppressor 2. Gene Ontology annotation, biological process: regulation of transcription by RNA polymerase II. The record is from RefSeq and is a predicted model, not a curated record. Bases 367 to 1635 code for a protein of 422 amino acids. The transcript is spliced from 5 exons. Gene Ontology annotation, molecular function: transcription coregulator activity. Lineage: Eukaryota; Metazoa; Arthropoda; Insecta; Diptera; Drosophilidae. Gene Ontology annotation, cellular component: transcription regulator complex.
AAUUCUAUGUUAAAGGUAGCGCGGUAGAGUUGCCCCCGCACACGCAGAAUCUGAUUGUUUAUCUCUUAAAAUUGUGCUUACUUUAAGAAAAUACACAUUUAGUCAAAUAAAAAGAUACCAUAAAAUAGUUUAGAGACUGAUUUGGCCGGAAUUGUAUGAAAUAGAGCACAUCAGCAUAGUCAAACAAGUACUGCGUGGCCGCGACAACACUGCGCUAUCAAGGCAUAAAAUAAUUUACAUUUAUAAACUUUGCGCUGCGUUUUCCCUCUGGCCGUUUAAUCACAACACCAUUUGUGGAGUGAUUUGCUGCGAGGACUGUUCGUAAAGGCUGGUAAAAUUGGAAAAAUAACUAAGCAGAACGCAAAAAUGCCGCCAGCGUCCGCGGUGAACAGUAACAAUGCGGCUGCACAGGCAGCCAAGGCAGAGCGUGCAGAGAAGUUGCGAGGGGCGCUCAGAAAAUUCAUUGUGGCGGAUCGCCAGCGCCGGCAGGGGGAGUACGAUGCCUAUUGCGAGCAGAUGCGUGUGCGGCGGGAGGAGGAGGAGCGGGAGCGCGAGAACCAGCAGGCUCUGGAGGAAACACGUGACGAGAUCACCAAGCUGGACGAGCAGCUGGCGGAUCUGCACAGUCAGAAGCACCAGCUGUUGGUCCAGCUUAAGAAGGUGCUCAACGAAGAUGAAACACGCAAAAAGCAGGCCAAGGAGAACGAACUGUUUGCCAUGCAACAGGCCGCGGCCACCGUGGCCACCUCGGUAUUUCUACCGACCCUGCGACUACAGCAUCACCAGCAACUAGCGAAAAGUUUGUUAUCGUUUCAGCCACCGCCCGGCAACCAGUCGGGGAAGCGAGGGCGAAGUCCUUCGCCCCCCAAUCAUGCGUAUUACAAGAGCACCGCCAGCUUUGCCCAACAAAAACACGAUGACUACCGUCGUGCCGCGGACUAUGCUAGAUUAUCAUGGAACAAGACCACGGCGCAGUAUCCCAGUACGGGCACCCUGUUCUACCAGACCACCGCAGCGCCGCCAACCACACAGCAGCAGGCGGACGCCCGACUGCCGGCCAUCUACAAUUACGCCCUGCCCCUGAGACAGGCUUACCAUGUGGAGCUGCCGAGUGCUACGGUGAGCAAGGCCUCCGACACUCAGUCGCCGAAGGCUCAGCCGAUGCAGGUGCUGCACAUCAAUCUGGAUCAACCGCCCAUCUCCCAGUCUGACCUGGUGGUGCAGGCCACCAGUGUCGCCAACAGCUUGUCCAUUCAGACGUCCAAGCCGCAGGUGACAAUGGAGAAGCUGCCGGAACGAUAUCACAUUGAGGUGAAGCAUGACGGUGCGCCACAGAACCAUGUACCACCGCCGCCGCAUUUGCUGUCGGAAGGCGUGAUCUUUAAGCCGAUGAUGAGCGAGCUCUCAAUGCAUCCCAAUGUGCUGCAAAUAAGCACCAGCCAGAAUUCCAAGACUACUGGCAGCAUUACACAAGGCUUUCCCCCGGGACGGGGAAGCUCAGGCCAUGAGGGGCAAUUGAACCGACAACAGCUGUCGCUGCUGCCUGGCCAGACGGCUACUCCACCCGUUUCGAGCUCUGGACCUGUACCGCCGGCAGCCGGACAGCAACUGCAAUAUGCACGACGCUUGUACUAGCUCUACCUUCAGAUUCACAUCUAGAUCUAGAUCUCCAGAUCUCUAGAUCUAGAGCCCCUUCUAUGAAACUCACUUAGUAAUCAAGAUACGAUUUUUAAUGGAGAUUAUAUUGACUACGCUGCCUGUUUGCGGUUAGCCACACACGAAAUAAAGAACACAAUAAUGGCGUCCCUAUUUUCCAAUCGAA